AGGAAGUAGACUUCAACAAAUAGCACUGGUAAGAGUUUUAGCAAAUGUUUGAAUGAGACGACACAAAGAAGUUAGCUUGGUGAGCACUCUGGUGGUCUUAAGAUCACGACUCCUGCUCCCAGUCAGCCAACCUGGAUCCUUAGGCAGUAUCUGGUCUGCACUGGUUUGAGACCCACCAACCUUGCUGUCAGCCUGAGCGUCCUCUUUCCGGGUCUUGGACGAACCCAGAACCGAUUUGCUGUGCUCCUGUAUUGCUUUAUCGUCGUUCUUUUGGCAACGUUCUUCUUUGGCUCUAGAAUGAAACCUUCUAGAUUUGUCCUUACAGGCUUCCAUGCUGUCUUGGACUGGACUGAUCUUCCUUCGUUCCUGGUGUGAGGAGGUACAACUCAAAGAUGAAGAAGCCUCAGAUAUUCUGUGGGAGCUAUCAAGUUUCUUGUAGUCCAAGCAUGGAGGUUUGUGGUCUCCAGCGGAGUGUUGCCGUUUGUCUUUUGAACUGUGUUCCUGGUGUGAAUUUAAGAUGAGAGACCUCUCAGGUAAGCUGAGCUGAUCCAAGACAGGUGAGACAUAUCCUGGUCGGAUUUGAGAUUUGCAUUUGUCCAUUUUUUGUCUCGGACUGACUGACAGCUCCUCUUGUAGACCGGAAUACGGCUGGGAUGUUCUGAAGAAUUUACCUCCGAUAUUUGGACUGACUGAUCUCAGUGACUCAGUCUGGGACGGUGUCGGAGAAGGAGUUUGCCGUCCCACAGAAAUCUCAGCAGAUGUCAUGGCAGAGGAGCUUCUCCCGCCGUUACCAGCACUGGUCACAUGACUGCUUUUGUUCCUUGGGACCUCAUGCUGGAUAUCUGUAGGUCUUCCAGCAGGUAAAGGAGCGUGGAAUCUGCUGCACAUUCUGGGACUGUUUUCCCUCGACCAGGAUGACUGAUUCUGCGGAGGGUUGCAAGAAUGCAGUCUUGGAGUUGAAGAUACCGCGUGGGACGGAAAGCCAGUGUGUGCGCACAGAUGAUCAGUAGCGGGGCUUCUCGGCAAUCCAUUGACGGACUUCUGACAAACUCUCCUGUCGAGGUCUCGGAGAUGAGAAUUGGACGGCAAGGUGAGCGUGAUGCGUGGCUGGACGGGUGAUUCUUCCCAUGAGUGACAGGUAGGUGACAUAUAGUUUCGCGGUAAUGUUGGGCUGUUGUUCUCUUGGCUGCGACUUGAAUAGCGACGCCUCAGUUCCGGCGAUCCGAACUCCUCCAAGGCCCGAUGUGUGGCAUCUCUUGCUACCACCUCUCGAUGCAGGAAAGGUGAGCCGUGUGGGGAGCAAAGUUCACCCUGUCCGGCCCGAGCACUGAACCCAACUGGAUCACUUAGUCUCUUCCUGAGGUGGGCGGGCACAAACUGCUCCUCCCUUCGGUUACCUUUGGCCUCGAUUUGGCACAAAGAAGGACAACGGCCGCCCAUCAUAUGAACAUUUGAUUUCUCAAUAUAGCCAAAGGUCACCACUGAUGUCUUCCUUUCCUGUUCUUCUGAAUCUAAGACCUCACAGGUCCUGCGGCCGCAAGUGGGUGUAGAAGAUGGAGUAAGUCUCCCAAAAGACGACUGAGGUAAGUUGGUAAGCUCCCGUCUCUGAUAGGGAUACACAUCCGAUGAAGACGUGGGUGCUGUUGAGCAGCUAGGACCUGGACUGGUUCCUGCACACGUGAGCACUUGAAGCAAAUCUUCAAAACUGUUUGGUAACAUAUCUUCAUGGUGGACGUGAGCACAGGACUCCAUGGCGUCGGCGUGUUGACCCUGAGGGCUGACUGAGUGCCUCGAAGAUGAGUUAGAGGGAGACGAGCUGUGGCAUCCGUCCAGCAUUCUGCGCUGGGUGAGCGGGGAAAGGUCUGGACUCCGGUUGGGGCUGGAAUGGAUGGAGCUCCUUUGAGAGUGAGGGAGAACAUCUGGGCACUGAAGGAUCAGGUGAUUGCUUCCAUCAUUUCCAAUUCCAUGAGUCCUCCCAUCUUCCUCAGGCACAGACCUCACUUCGACAUACAGGUGAAGGACUUUGCCUGCUUGGGACAUGUUGGCACCUUUGCCAACCAAAUUCCCCAAAAUAUCCUUAUUCUCAGGACUUUUGCUGAUGUUCCUACUGGUCUCCAGUGAAUUCCCGAGGGCUUGGAUGCAGGUCGGAGGUGCAACUGGAGCACCACGACUGUUUGCCUGGCAUUUCUUCAAUCUGCAGUGAAAAGCAGACACAAGAAAAGCAUCAACACAAAUGAUGACAUAACAAAGAUGGAUGCCUUGAUUGGCCGCAAAACCAAAACAGACAAGACUUCAAAGCUUUCACUGAUCAAAGGUAAGACACAAACUCUAAAGACAGCAAAGUCAAGGGCUUCUAAACUUGCGUUCUUGGGUUCUACUCGUCAAUCAGUCAAUCACUGUGUGAUCACUUUGGAGGCUGGAGUGCUUCAAGUGGACAUGCCAGAAAUGGUGGCGUCAUUAUCAACACGAUCCCAAUCCUCUCCAUUGAGUUUGAAACUGCUGUUCCUAGAUUGUGAUGAAAGUCGUUUCAGUGUUGGUGGGUCCUGGAGGCCACGCCCCCAGCAGUGAGUCUAUACUCCGGCCAGAGGGAAGCAGGUGAGCUCACACGGGUCCUGGCUCGUAUCCGCACGAUGAUGCUGACAGAGUUGGAUUUUGAAAGACACUUGGACCAGCGUGGAGCUGUCUCCUGGAUGAAGAACAACUGGGGCGCAGCAUUCGUACUCAGCGCCGUGUACGCCGCCCUGGUGUUUGGAGGGCAGCACUACAUGAGGUUCCGCCCGAAGAUGAACCUGAGGGGACCGUUGGCUGUGUGGUCACUUGCCCUAGCCCUCUUCAGCAUCAUGGGUGCCAUUCGGACGGGUUCCGUUAUGCUUCACAUCCUGAGCAGCGGUGGAUUCCGGCGUUCCGUGUGUGACCAGAUCUUCUAUAACGGACCCGUGACCAAGUUCUGGGCUUACGCCUUCAUGCUGAGCAAGGUGCCCGAGCUGGGUGACACGUUCUUCAUUGUGCUGAGAAAGCAGCGCCUCCUCUUCCUGCACUGGUACCAUCACAUCACGGUGCUGCUCUACUCCUGGUACUCCUACAAAGACAUGGUGGCGGGCGGCGGCUGGUUCAUGACCAUCAACUACACGGUGCACGCGCUCAUGUACAGUUACUAUGCCGCACGUGCCGCCGGUUUGCGUGUGCCUCGCGUUGUGGCCGUGGUGGUCACGUGCGCUCAGUUGGCGCAGAUGGUAGCGGGCCUCGCGGUGAUUGGGCUGGUGUACCGCUGGAUGCAAAAUGGCGACUGCCCCUCCCACCUGGUCAACAUCGCUUGUGGGGCACUCAUGUACCUCAGCUACCUGCUGCUCUUCUCCCACUUCUUCUAUCGCUCAUACCUUCAGCCUCGCAGGUGCGGCAAGGCCGAGUAGGCGGUGCUGAAGGCAUGGAUUGGUGAAAACGACAAAGCAUCCUGGGACAUGAGUAAUGUUAGUCACUUCCUGUCAUUUCUUGUCUUUUACAUUCACUUCCUGUGUGUUUCAUAGAAGAACUUUUAUUUUGGACCACACCAUAAAUCAACCAAAUGUUGCAACAUAUCGAUUAGCUUAGCAUGCUUAACUCAGAGACAACGUUAGCAACAUUUAUAGUCGGUGCGUCAUGUUAGCGCAUAUUUUCCCAGACGAUAGGGGGCGGUGUAGUACAUCUACAGCAUGUGUACAACAAUAUACUAGAUUAGAAGUAGAAAGCGUUUGAGCUUCAAACUUCUUCUCAGUGUUUGAUAAAGGAUGAUAGCCAACCCGUCUCUUUAAGAAUUGGUGGUGCAUUCAUGCUCCUCCUGGAUCUUUCCCUUUAGCGUCCUUCCUUGCCUUCACAUAUCGGUCGCUUAAAUUUCUCCAACUUUCUUUUACUGCCUCCUCGUAUCUUCCAAGCAGCGAUUUCUCUCCAAUAAUUAUUGACAAUCUGUUGAUAUCGGAGAUCUUUAUGAGCCCAAUCAUUAAGAUGUCUGUAUUUUCCAACCUUGCUCAUCCACAAAGUUGGAAGAUUUCCAAGGUGCAUGGAGGGGCGUGGUUGCAAAAGUUGCAAAAGUGACCUAACUUGGCGAAUACGUGAAGCAUAAUCCCAGCUUCUCCCUUUGUUCACUGGAGACCAAGGAAGCUAACCAGCUAAAUAGUCAGUGGGAGUUGUGGUUGCUCACUGGCUUGUCUCAAACGCUGCCCCCGAUGCUUUGCCAGAGAAUUGCACGCCUCAACAGAUGAAAGACGGCACUGGAGGGGUCGGUGUGGGGGCGGGGUUAUAUUGGAGGGGUUGGCGUUGGAAGGAACGGCAAGUGAUGACGCAGAAGCAUAAACCAGGUUUAGGGCCCGUGGCAGACAGAAGUAGAACAUAGUAGCAGUAGUAGUAGCAGUAGUAUUAGUAGUAGUAGUGAUGAUUGACAGGGGUACCCCAUUUCACAGAGCCCCAGAUCGUUGGGGGCAGUCAAACUAACUCUAUGAAUUGUCCUCCAGUGACUUUACUGAUCAUUUAAUGCCCCUGCUGUUUGCCUGCCAUGUUGCCAUGGGAACACGAUGCCUCCUGUUUUCAAAAGACAAAUGAUGGCUCCGUGCUGGAUAUGUCUUCAAGAGUUUCUUCUGAUUGUUUGUGACUUUGUGUGAUGAGCAGGUUCAUUAAUGAUCAAUGAUACAACAUUGCUUUGUUCGGGUUUCAUGUGUACACAGCAAAUGUCAAUCAAUCAAUCAAUCAAUGUACAUGUCAGGGUUGCACCUGGCCCAUGUCCUUCCAGCUCUUCCAUACCAGCAGGUCUCGACUCUUCGCUAUGGCAACCAGGCAGCGAGGUAACCUGAGGCCGUUAAACUGGCCGACGCCGUCGUCCCGUCCCAUGGCCAGCAGCAUGGUCACGUUGCCUAGCAACAGAGACCAAUCAGACCAAGUGACGCCACACAAUGGAGAGAGGCGGCAUUUACCUGUGCGGUACGAGGUCAGCGGCUUCCCGCUCACACUUUUGAUGAUGUUGUCGACUGCGACGCCAGCGUGCAGCCCGGCCAGGUACGCCGUUUUGGGUUCUGGCACGUCGGUGCAGUCACCCACGGCGUAAAUGUUGGAGAAGGCUUCCACCUGCAGAUGCUGGUUGACCCUCAGAGCGCCAUUUUGUGCCAAACUUCCAGCUGGGGUCAAGACAAGAGAAGACAAGUUUCCUGGGAGUCCAGUGUGCUGUGUGGUGUGCUGCUUUGGACUCACCGAAGUUGGACACGUAGGCGGCUGAGUUGACCUUCAGUCCGCUGCAGUUGAUGAUCAGGUCCGUGGUCAGUAUGGUUCCGUUCUCCGUGGUGACCUCCAUGUUCUUCUGAGUCACAUUUAAAGUCAGGCUGGAGAGGUUGGACACUUUCUGACCCAGCAGGAGCUCCACUCCUUUUUCCAGAAGAACCUCCUUGGCCUGGCGCCGCACGCUGGUCAGGAGGUCCGGGUCAGCUAGGCCGACUCGGGCGUGGACCAGAACCACCUGAUGAAACCACUAAUGUUAUAUCAGAUGCCUUUUUGCAAAGUGGUGACUUUCGAGAUAAAGAAGUCGGCUGAGUCUGCCCUCACCUUCUUUUGUGGAUAUUCUGUCUUGAUCUCAGCCGCCAUCUCCACGCCGGUCGAGCCUCCGCCCACCA
Doryrhamphus excisus (bluestripe pipefish) is the source of this 5630-nucleotide messenger RNA. NCBI's taxonomy places the organism in Eukaryota, Metazoa, Chordata, Actinopteri, Syngnathiformes, Syngnathidae. The record is from RefSeq and is a predicted model, not a curated record.